AUGGCCGCGGACGCUCUCUCCACGUGGCCCGGCAAUGGCACUCGGGCUCUUUGCCCCGUGGAUUCCGCCUUCGCCCAGCGCUUCCUGCCCGCCGUGUACCUGACCGUGAUCCCCCUGGGGCUGCUGGGCAACGGGCUGGGGCUGUGGCACCUGUGCACGGGGCCCCGGGAGGGUGCCCGCCAGCCCCUGAGCCUGCUGGUGGGCAACCUGGGGCUGGCCGACCUGCUCUAUGUCAGCACCCUGCCCUUCCUCGUCAGCUACUACCGCCAAGGCAGAGUGUGGAUCUUCGGGCAGCCCUGGUGCCGCAUCACCCGCAGCCUCUUCCACGUCAACCUGUACGCCAGCAUCGGCUUCCUCAGCUGCAUCAGCAUCCACCGCUACCUGGGCAUCGUGCACCCGCUGAAGGUGCGGGGCAGGUGCCGGGGUGCCACCUCCUCCGUGUGGCUCAGCGUGGCGGUGUGGCUCUGGGUCAUCGCACAGAUAGCUCCCGACCUCGCCUUCAGCAAGGCAGACGGCAACAGGACGAAGUGCCACGACACGACGGGACAGGAGCACCUGCACGUUUACUUGCCCUACACCUUUGCUGUCACCGUGACGGGCUUUGUCAUCCCGUUCCUCAUCAUCAUCGGCUGCUACUGCCACGUGGUGUUCGUGCUCUGCAGGAAUGACAGCGUGGACGCCAGCCUCAGGAGGAGAAGCAUCGGGCUGGUGAUUCUCGUCAUGGUUCUCUUUUCCAUCUGCUUCCUCCCAUACCACAUCUUCAGAAAUCUCAACUUGUUUUUUCGCUGGCGGCCACCAGAGUCCUGCACACAGGCUUCCAAGGAUGUCUAUGUUUCCUACCAGGUGACUCGGGGCCUGGCCAGCCUCAACAGUGCCCUCAACCCCCUGCUCUAUGUGAUCACCAGCAAAGACUGGAGGUCACGAAUGAGAAGCAUCAGCCAAAGUGCCAGACAGUGUCUGAGGCCACCCUUCCGGAGCAAAACCUCUGGCCAGGCAGCUGAGGAGAAGAGGAACGACCUUCUUUGUAAGGGGGAGGCUUCUAACGAGCUCUGA
Molecule: messenger RNA, 1053 nt
Organism: Melospiza georgiana
Lineage: Eukaryota; Metazoa; Chordata; Aves; Passeriformes; Passerellidae
Product: P2Y purinoceptor 1-like
Exons: 1
Coding region: 1-1053 (350 amino acids)
Biological process (GO): G protein-coupled receptor signaling pathway
Cellular component (GO): membrane
Molecular function (GO): neuropeptide receptor activity
Source: RefSeq, a predicted model, not a curated record